AAGUCAUUUAAAAACGUUUUAUUGAAUAAAUGAAUUCAACGGAGAGUAACUUUAAAAUAAAAACAUCCCAUCUACUUGUUUUUUGGUCGUUCUUAGCAAUCGAAGUGGUGAUUAUUGUGGUGGGAAACGCCGUUGUGUUUUGGUGCUUUUACACGAGUAAACAUUUACGUACUAAACAAAAUUACUUUGUAAUAUCUUUGAUUUUAAGUGAUAUACUUGUUGGUAUUAUUGUUCCACCAUGCGAAUAUUGUGCUUUUAUUAAAGGCCGUUACUGUUACAUAUUUUGCGGCAGUCUUUUAAGUUUUACAACUUUAGCCUCAGUUAUUAGUCUAGUCUUAAUUGCAGGUGACCGUUUUUUUUCGAUUACGUCGCCAUUUAAAUAUCGUGCGUUUUUAUCAAAGCGAAGGGCAAGAAACAUAAUUGCAAGUGGCUGGGUUCUCACAGCGUUUCUCACAGCAAUUCCAUUGACAUGGCAAUUGAACAUCCGUGUUAGUAAAACGUUUUCCGCAAAAAUCAACUUAAUAUUUACGAUAAGUAUGUUUAGUAUGGUAGUGAUGGUUGGAACAUUAAUAAGCUUUGUGUAUGCUAAAAUUAUUUUUCUUGUAAAACAAAAACUAUCGGGUCAAAAAUCAAGAAAUCCUGUAGCAUUGAGAGUAAAUGUAAUGGUAGCAAUAAGUUUUUUUGUUUGUUGGAUUCCAACAUUAGUGGUUGAAAUUAUGCUGCAAAGUGGUAUACGCGUUCAUCAAUAUAUUCCUCUUGCAUCAUAUAGUAUUCUUUUGUUUAACCCUUGUUUAGAUCCAAUUUUUUACGCAUACUAUAGAAAAGAUAUCCGAAAAGAAAUUUCAAGGUCCUUAUCUAACAUGACUAGAAGUUCUUUGUUUGAAGCAACAACGAAAAGUGGUUUUCAUUCAGAAUAGCAUAAUUUAAUAACAUUGAUUAUG
Molecule: messenger RNA, 941 nt
Organism: Hydra vulgaris (swiftwater hydra)
Lineage: Eukaryota; Metazoa; Cnidaria; Hydrozoa; Anthoathecata; Hydridae
Product: adenosine receptor A3
Biological process (GO): G protein-coupled receptor signaling pathway
Cellular component (GO): plasma membrane
Molecular function (GO): G protein-coupled receptor activity
Source: RefSeq, a predicted model, not a curated record